GGCCCAUUAUCUCUUGCCGCCUGGCGCCUCCUGCGCUGGAAAUCAGAGACAUCAGAAGGCAGAAUUUCCUUCCGCAAGCAAAAAUUAAAAACCCUAGAGAAACCUCCGAACACCCCCCAAGUCAAGUCCGAGCAAUCCUCUGAAUCAAAAGAGUAUACCAGAAGAAGAAGACUGAGCUCAAAGAACCCAAAAAUGGUUCCAGGGCUGAGACAAUUCACCGACCGGACCGCCGAAGGUUCCGGCGUGCCGGUGCUCGACACUGAAAAUGGGGAGGAGCUGAAGCACGUCCAGUCCGGCGUCGCCAUUGUAAUCGCCAAUCGCUCACCGGAAUCUCCUGGGACUCUCUACAUUUCCUCCAGGAAGGUGGUUUGGUUGAGCGAUGUGGACAGGCAAAAGGGUUAUGCUGUUGAUUUCCUGGCCUUGUCACUCCACGCUGUGUCCAGAGAUCCGGAAUCUUUUCCUUCUCCCUGUAUUUACACUCAGAUUGAGACAGAAGCUGAUGAUGAUGAGUCGGAUGAGUCGGAUUCGGAGUGUCAAGAAACAUUGGACUUAUCUAAAGUCACAGAGAUGAGGCUUGUUCCUUCUGACCCGAACCAAUUGGAUACUCUGUUCCAGAUAUUCUGUGAGUGUGCUGAGCUCAAUCCGGAACCAAUUGAAGGUUUUGGAGGCGGCAACUGGGUUUUCAGUGCUGACCAGUUGGCUGAUAACGGCUCAGAUGUGGAAGCCCCCGAAUGGUUCUCCCCAAUUCCAACGAGCUCCAUUGGCCAUUCAAAUGGGGAUCAUGACAUUGCCCGUACCGUGCUUGAGGUGAGCUUUUCCGCAACCUGCUAACCGCAGUUUAGAUAAGUUUGAUAAGAUCCUCUUACAGCUCGAUCUCUCAUGUUAUUGGAAACUUCUUCUUCUUGUUGUUGUGUGUGAAUUCGCAGCUGCAAAUCAAUGACCAACGAUUUGAAGAUGCGGAAGAGAUGGAACGUGAAAACGAGAAUAGCCAUAACUAACUUCUUUGAACAAUGGUUGCAUGUUGUAGUGUGCUUUUUAACAGCAAUUCUACAACUUAAAGGCUCUCUCAGUAGUUCCAUGUAAAUUUCAGACCCUGCAUUUUGCUUUUGGAUAUGUAACCAGAGGGAUAGAGCGGCAGAAGAUGUCUCGGUAUGUAACAUUUUAGUGGGUGAAAAGAGUGUAUCUGUAAUGCCAGAGAUUAUGGCUAAAUCUUACUGCAAUCUCAUAGGCAUUGUGAUUUUUCUCUUCUAGUCUUCACUUCCUGGCUCGGCAGCUCUACAAGUCAGGAGACUUUCGGUUCCCCUGAAACCGAACCAAAACCGAUAUGCGCAAUGGUUAACCGAAAUGGUUAAGAGUGUUGAGUUUCAAUCGGAACC
Molecule: messenger RNA, 1376 nt
Organism: Linum tenue
Lineage: Eukaryota; Viridiplantae; Streptophyta; Magnoliopsida; Malpighiales; Linaceae
Source: the annotation of a GenBank genome assembly